CUUCCAUUUUUAUCCCUGAUCGAAAUUAACCCAAAACCAUUUGUACUGUUUAAUCUCUUUCAUCGCUCAACUCUGCCCAACUUUGAAUUUUCUUUCAAUUUCAAUUUCCAAAAAACUCAAUCUUGAGGAUAGUAAUCGAGUCAGAGGAUGUCCACUUUCAAGAACGAACCUCAAAAAGAACCAGAAACCAAGCUACGGUGACGAUACCAGUGGGGUUCCAAUUUUCGGUCUAUUUAAAGAAUCUCGAAAGAGUACACCAUCGUUCGAAGAAGAGUGAGAAUAUUAACGAAGUUCCAAAUUGAAGAUGUGACGAGUGUGACGAGUCUAUGGCCAUGACGUUGUCGGGGAGGGGCUUGGUUUGUCCGAUAACGUCGAGGUGAGUCGGUUGGCCGGCGAAUCCGUCGAGAUCCCCCUUUAGCAGCAUAUAUAGUGUAGAUUAUGUGACUGAAAGUGAGAGAGAAUGGUCGAAAAUCAUAGAUCGGGCCGGCGACGAAGUGGAGAACGGUCUCGAUUGAUGCCAGGUUGUGAUGGUUUUGGCCGUGGCGUCGGCUCUAUCGGUCAACUUCCAGUGUGACUUCCUGUUAUCAAUGGCUGUUCUAUUAACUCUUGAUCAAAAAGGGCAAUUAAGCCAUUUUACUUGUUUCAAUUUUGUCUUUUUUGAAACUGAAUUAUUUUUGUGAGACAAAAUUUUUUAUCAAACUGCAUUAUUUUUGUGGGGCUGAUGGAGUAAUUAAUUAAUUAUCGUCAAUCAAGCAGCAAGUGCCACCUGGAACAAAAAACCGUCAUUCAGUUUCUUCAUCGUAUUUGAACAAAAAACCGUCAUUCAGUUUCUUCAUCGUAUUUGAUCACUAACUGCAAAACACGAUGCCAAAAACUGUAUAUCCCCAUCACCCCCGGGCAGGAAAAAGUAGGCGGAAAAAAUUGAAGAUUUCUGGAAGAUAGAGAUUUAAGAAGAUGAAGAGAAAGUCGUCAUACAGAACGUUGCAGAAGAAAUUGAAGGAACUUAAGACGGAAAUUUAUUUCGCCUUCAGUUAUCCUCCGCCAGUAGAUAAUGCAGACAUUACCAACGCCCAAUACCAUGAAGUCAUCUCAGAAGACAUUCAACAGCGUAUUAAGUUCGUUAAGAAGCUCUUAAUCGCGGAAAAGGCGUCGUUUCGGGAUCCUUCAAAGCUUCAGCACUUACGCCACAUUGCCAAGAAACUCGCACAUUUGGAGUCCUUGUUCCACCAAUGGGAUGAUCACCGAAUAAGCACCGUUACUUCAACCGAUCAUUAUGACGGCGUCAACCACUUCGGCGAUGCGGCGGCGGAGGCUUCUGUAUGUUCGUGCGACGAUGAUGACGAUGUUGAAUCCUGCCGUGACGAUGACGGUGACGACGUUAGUGGUGAAUUGGGUUUUUCGUCGGUGGUUUAUAAUGAAGUUGAUCGAUAUGAUUUGGGUUCUUUGGACGGGCUUGUGGAUGUGAAGUUGGAAGAAGACAUGGGCAAUGGCCGGGAGAAAAACAGAUGUAUUGGCGCUGAUGAUGACCAAGUGGGGCCAACUGUGAUUGGUAACAAUCCGAAGCAAAAGAAAGGGAAUAAUAUCGGCGGAGGUUUUUGUGGUGGGUUGAUUACGGGGAUGAUUUUUGGGACGGUUUUGACGGCUUCGAUUAUGCACCGGUUUCUUAGUGAUCGCCAGUAUAUAGUUAUUGGAGAUGCCUUUCUGUUUCCUACUUGAUGUCUUGAUCAAUUUGAAUUGCUUCAUAUUGGUCUGUUUCUGUCUUUGAUAAUGGUGUUUGUCAUUCGUCUUUCGUUUUGCAUUUUGACCAGAC
This is a messenger RNA of Oldenlandia corymbosa var. corymbosa, 1810 nucleotides long. NCBI's taxonomy places the organism in Eukaryota, Viridiplantae, Streptophyta, Magnoliopsida, Gentianales, Rubiaceae. The record is from the annotation of a GenBank genome assembly.